GGAAUCAAUUAUUAGCAAGUGGACCUUAGUAUAGAAGAAUCACAUAACUAAUUACAAGGAGUAUAUAUUUCCAUAUAUAAUAUUGGUGUCAAUAUAGUCUCACUUCAAUCAAUAGAAAAAACCUCACAAAUAAAAGAAAGAAACACCUCUUCUUACCUCAAUUGAUCAUUCCUCAUUUUUCCUACUAAAUUAAACUUCCUCAAAAUCCAUGGAUUCCUCAAUCAUAUUGUUCUUCUCUUUAGCUCUCGUAAUUAUCCUAUACAUUUCCAUAAUCACGAGACUAAGUAGAGGUUGGUGCAGCUGCACCAUCUGCCAAUCCUACGUCGACUCGCGGUGGCGCAGCCGGUUCACGAACCUCUGCGACUGGUACACCCAUCUCCUCCAAUCCUCGCCGUCGCAAACCGUCCACAUCCACGUCAUCAACAACGUCAUCACCGCCAACCCCGUCAACGUCGAGUACAUCCUCCAAACCAGGUUCCACAACUUCCCCAAAGGGAAGCCCUUCUCCUCCCUCCUCGCCGAUUUCCUAGGCCGCGGCAUUUUCAACGCCGACGGCGACACGUGGCGCUUCCAGCGCAAGAUGGCCGGCCUCGAGCUCGCACGCGCCUCCCUGCGCGCGUACGCCCUCGAGGUCGUCGAUCGAGAGAUCCACCGCCGGCUGAUUCCAGUGAUGGAUUCGGUCUCUAGAGAGAGAGGGGUUUUGGAUUUGCAGGAUGUUUUCCGGAGAUUCUCCUUUGAUUGCAUUUGUCGAUUCUCCUUCGGGGUGGACCCCGCGUGCCUGGAGCUCUCGCUGCCGCUGUCGGACUUCGCGGCGUCGUUCGACGUUGCGUCGCGGCUGUCGGCCGAGCGGGCGAUGGCGGUGUCGCCGCUCGUGUGGAGGGCCAAGCGGUGGCUGGACGUUGGGAGCGAGAGGCAGCUGCGUCGCGCGGUCGCGGAUAUCGAUGCUCUGGCGAAGGAGGUGAUCCGGCAGCGGCGGAGGUUCGGAUUCUCCGGCCGGAGGGACCUUCUGUCGAGGUUCAUGGAGAGUGUGAGCGACGAGACGUAUCUGAGGGACAUAAUAGUCAACUUCCUACUGGCAGGGAGGGACACUGUGGGGUCCGCCCUGACCAGCUUUUUUUGGUUGGCAGCCCGCCACCCCGAGGUGGGGGCUGCUAUACUGGAGGAGGCGGAUAGGGUGAUAGGAGUGGGGAAUACGAAGAUCACGGGCUACGAGGAGAUGAGAGGGCUUCACUAUCUUCGUGCGGCCGUCCAUGAGAGCAUGAGAAUGUACCCACCAGUGCAAUUCGAUUCGAAAUUUUGCCUAGAAGACGACGUUUUGCCUAAUGGAAGCCCGGUGAAAAAGGGCACUAGGGUUACGUACCACCCUUACGCGAUGGGGCGUAUUGAGGAAAUUUGGGGGCCGGAUUGGGCGGAUUUCAAGCCAGAGAGAUGGUUGCGAGACAAGCUUUUUUGCCAAGAAAACCCUUAUAAGUAUCCGGUGUUUCAAGGCGGAGUUAGGGUUUGUCUAGGGAAAGAAAUGGCGCUGCUAGAGGUGGAAAGCGUUGCACUCACCUUGUUAAGAGAGUAUCGUGUCGAGCUAAUCGACUACUGCCCGGUCCCAGUGUUCUCGCCCGGCCUCACAGCCACCUAUCGUGACGGCUUGCCGGUCUUGGUGCAUCGCCGGUGAACCAUGCUAGUCCAUAGACCAUUUGUUAAAGUUAUCAUGUUCAUACGGUAGGGCUUUAUUCUAGUAAUGUAAUUAUGAAUGUCCUUAACAAUUACUACUAUUGAUCAUGUUGAUUAGUAUUGAUUGAUAAUCAUUUUAGGUCCCAUUUAAUUCAUAUCAAUGUACUACAUGUACUACAUACUUGUGGGAAGCCAUUACAUAGUGUAUGCACUAGUGGCUGUCUAGAUCUUGUAUUAUGAUGUCUAAUCGUCAUUUACUUUUCAUAAUGUUAUGGAUAUAUGACUAUAUGUA
Salvia splendens (bonfire salvia) is the source of this 1957-nucleotide messenger RNA. Its product is annotated as cytochrome P450 94C1. Bases 209 to 1666 code for a protein of 485 amino acids. The transcript has a single exon. Gene Ontology annotation, molecular function: monooxygenase activity; oxidoreductase activity, acting on paired donors, with incorporation or reduction of molecular oxygen; heme binding. Lineage: Eukaryota; Viridiplantae; Streptophyta; Magnoliopsida; Lamiales; Lamiaceae. The record is from RefSeq and is a predicted model, not a curated record.